AAAUAAAUAAAUCCCUAAUUUUCCAUGCCUUUUUUUAAUUAACAUAAUGAUACACUUAUAUUCUUAAAAUUCUAGAUACACCUCCAAAGAAAACAUGUCAAAAGUAUAAGGGAUGCUUUAUGCAAAUUAUAUUCGGCACUUAACUUUAUAAUGUAGUAAAUAAUACUUAAUAACCAACAGACUAACAGCUACUUAGGAAGAAUAUAAAGAUUGGUUAGACAUGUUGAGACUUGAGUUGAGACUAAUUCCAAAGUUUUUACUUGUAUUUUAUACCUUUCUUUCUCCUUUUUUCUUACAUUUCUUUUCGUUGGACUUGAUAAGUUGAGAAUUCGGCCCAAAUCCUCACCCCAUAAUGGAGCCCAAGCCUACUUGUAAGUGGGCCUAGAUUCGCUGACGUAGAAGCAGCCUCAAACCCGUGAUUGUGAUAAAUGCUCAGUAACACACAACUCUGCAUUUAUUUCAUCUCCUCCUCAUACUCGUGAAUCCAUAAUUAUCCUACUUAAAUUUAUGCACCCACCAUUUUUUAUUCACUUGUCACACACUCCAACCUGGGAAUUCAAUAAAUUUCCCAUCUCUUAUAAAAUACCCCUAGAAAUUCAGACAUUAUAACAAGUUUCUUUCAUUCCAACAUGGCCUUUUUUCUCUCAAUACAAGCAACUUUACUACUAUUUCUUUCCUUCUUUCCACUAGGCUGGUCAUUCACCGUUAUAAUGUCCGAUUCGGGUACGCCUUCAGCUCUGGUUGAUGCACCACAAACUGGCUACUCUAUGAAUAAUAACCGUGCACGAACCGAUCCUCGUGAACGAGAAGCUGUUUACGACAUUAUGAGGGCCACGGGGAACGACUGGGCCACCGAUAUCCCUGACGUUUGUCGUGACCGAUGGCACGGAAUCGAGUGUAUGCCGGACUACGACAACGUCUACCAUGUUGUAUCACUUUCUUUUGGAGCAUUGUCCGAUGAUACAGCAUUUCCUACUUGUGAUUCAACUCAUUCUUUCAUUUCACCUUCUGUUACAAAACUUCCACAUCUUCGAACUUUAUUCUUCUAUCGUUGCUUUAGUAACAAUCCUCAGCCCAUUCCAGCAUUUCUGGCCCAAUUAGGGCCCACUUUACAGACACUAGUUUUAAGAGAAAAUGGGUUCACAGGGCCCAUUCCAAAUGAAUUGGGUAACUUAACCAGUUUGAGAGUCCUAGAUCUUCACAAGAACAAUCUCAACGGUUCAAUACCGGUUUCUCUAGGCCGGAUCACCGGUUUGAGGUCGUUAGAUUUGAGUGAUAACAAACUAACCGGUUCAAUUCCGAGUUUGACUUUCCCUCAGUUAAAUGUGUUAGACCUUAACCAAAAUCACCUUGCGGGUUCAAUUCCAUCCACACUCAUGAAGUGUCAUUGGCUUAUAAAGCUAGACCUGAGUCGCAAUCGCCUCUCAGGCUCAAUACCUUACUCCAUCGAUAACUUAAACAAUCUCAUCCUCAUGGAUUUGAGCUACAACAGUUUAACAGGUUCAUUCCCAAUCUCGCUCAAGAAAUUAAAUUUUCUCCAAGCCUUAAUCCUCAACGGCAAUCCAAUGGACUCUGCUACUCUACCAGUUAACGGGUUUGAUGGUUUCAAGGACUUGAUGAUUUUAGCUUUAUCGAAUAUGAAUCUUCAAGGUUCAAUACCGAAUUCUCUAGGCCGGUUGCCUAAAAUUCGAGUCCUUCAUCUUGAUGGGAAUCAAUUCAAUGGCUCAAUCCCAUUAAGUUUUGGUAAUUUAAAUAGCUUAAGUGAGCUCAGGCUAAACAACAACAUGUUAAGUGGACCUAUCCCAUUUAAGAGAGAUAUGGUUUGGAGAAUGAGAAGGAAAAUGAAACUUGCCAAUAAUGAAGGGCUUUGCUAUAACAACGAAAAUGGUCUUGGAGAUGAUCUAGAGACGUUGUUGGAUUCGGGGAUUGGACAUUGUGGAGAUUCCAAAACAGAACCAACAAAAAUAGUGGAACAUAUUUCAACACUUAAUAGAGGAAGUAUUUCAAGAUCAAAUAGUGACUCAGGUGUUACAUUGAACAAAUUACAACUUCUUUCUAAGAGCUUGAUUCAGUCGGCAACUUUAGUUUUGUUUGCAUUCCAUUUAUUAUGAGAAAUUGUUUAGUGGUUUGUGUACAGUAUCUUUUUUGUCUUUCAGCCUUUAAAUGUAACAAAGCAUCAUAAUAUUAAAUACG
Messenger RNA from Nicotiana tabacum (common tobacco), 2193 nucleotides. RefSeq names its product protein TOO MANY MOUTHS-like. Gene Ontology annotation, molecular function: protein binding. The record is from RefSeq and is a predicted model, not a curated record. Lineage: Eukaryota; Viridiplantae; Streptophyta; Magnoliopsida; Solanales; Solanaceae.